Messenger RNA from Postia placenta MAD-698-R-SB12, 372 nucleotides. RefSeq lists its product as hypothetical. The record is from RefSeq and is a predicted model, not a curated record. The coding region runs from base 1 to 372 and encodes 123 amino acids. Gene Ontology annotation, cellular component: mitotic spindle pole body; mitotic spindle; DASH complex. Gene Ontology annotation, biological process: attachment of spindle microtubules to kinetochore; mitotic cell cycle. The transcript is spliced from 3 exons. Lineage: Eukaryota; Fungi; Basidiomycota; Agaricomycetes; Polyporales; Adustoporiaceae.
AUGCGUCAAUCUGUAGCCACGUCUGCGCGGCAAUCCCAGGUGCCGAACCCUGCGGCGAACGCCGCGGCAGCAGCGCGACUGCUUGAGAAGAAGAAGGAAUAUGAGAUGGUCGCUGCGCUAGAUAGAGCCAGUGCACAGUUUGUGAAGCGGUUAGAGGAGCUGAGUAAUGAUUUCGAUGUCAUGGCGGACGCAGGAACAGUACAUGGCCAGGUCCUCGAGCAGUGGCCUAAUAUGUUCAGAAUCCUGAGCUUGUUCUUGUCGACGCGUGAAGGGCAAUCUAACAACCCCGAGGCCCAGCCUCCAGCCACUGGAGAGCGUCUCGUACGCGUGCCUGUCGAGGGAUUACGAUCGACAGACGAGAGGUCAACAUAG